AUGGAGAAAGAAAAAGCUGCGAUAAACUUUGAGAACCUCAAAAAUGUUUGCAAUAUAUUUUUAUACAAAAUUAAAGAAUCCGCCGAUUUAACAAGCCAAGAAAAAUGUGAAAAACGUGAGCAAUAUGAUGAAGUAAGAAAUGGAUAUGAAACUACAAAAUGGAGAAACAACGAUGUAAAAAAUGAGAAAGAGAGUGAAAAUUUACAAAAACCCAAUGAUAAUAAAAUUGUGAAUUCUAUGUAUGGAAAAGAAACAACUUGUAAUAAACCUACUGAUGAAUAUAAAGAAAACACAAUCCUUUUUAGUUACGUUGGAAAAAAAUUAUUUCUAAGCAAUAAUUUAAAUGUAAAAAAAGAGGAAAUUAUAAGAAAUUGUAUUGUAGUAAAAAAGGAUAAUAACUUAUCGAUGAUAUUCAACAAGAGAAAGAAUCUAUAUGCAAUAGUCAUCCCACCAAAUGUCAAAAAAAAUCCCAAAAAAAAUUCCCAAAAAAAUAAAUACUCAUAUAUAUAUUCUGUUUAUACUUAUUGCAAAAUUCGAUAUAAUACCGAUUUGAGAUACUUGAUAAAAAUUAACUUUUUAAAAUCCACUUUUAAAGCUCUCCAAAUUUGUACUAUAAAUUUUAACGAGCACUUGUUAUCAUUACUACUAAAUUAUACAUCAUUACAGAAAGAUGAUAUAAAAGAUAAAUUAAAACUCUUUAAUAAUUCAAACAUUCUAUACUUUAUUAUAGUUACCAUUCUUGAGAGUAAAAAUGAUCAAGCUUUAGUUGAUACUGCAAUGAGUGUACUAAAAAAAGGAAAGAAAAAAUCUAGCAUUUUUCACAUAAUAAAAAAUAAAUCAUAUUCUAAUAGCUUAAAAUUAUUUAACUAUAAACAUGUGUCUUCUCAAAAUAAAUUUUAUACAACUUAUUAUUUUAGUAAUAAUGAUGAAUCAAAUUUAUCUAAACAAAGGGAAAGUAUAUAUAAUGAAGAAAAAAUAAAAAUAAAAAAUAACAUUUUAUUAGUUAGACAAAGGAAUGAAUUUUUUCAAAAUAUAUUGUCCAUUUUUUCUUUAUUAAAUAUAGAAAAUAAACCUCUAUUAGAUUUUUAUAAUUUAGAAAAUCAUACAAGGAUAUUUAUAUAUAAUUGUGAAAAAUUAAAUAGAAAUAUUUUUAUUAAUUUUUUAAAAAGUUUUCAAAAUUUUUAUAUUCAUUUUGUAAACUUAAAUACAUUAUUUGGUUUAUAUUUCAGUGAAACAGAAAGAAAUAUUGUUAACGUCUUUAAAAAGUGUCAUCGAGUUUUGAGAUGUGUUUCAAAAAAUGUUUGUUUGGUCAUCGAUGGUAUUGAUAUAAUAGCAAAGAAUGAUACAAAAAAUCCCAAGGAAAAUAUUAAUUCGUCAAUAAUUGAUGAAGCUAAUAGAAAUUGUAACAGUAGAUUGUUGGCCACUCUACUGCUAUGCCUGGAUAGUGUAGACAAUGAUACCUCUAACAAGUACAAAACAACUAGCCAAAAUAGCUUCGAAGCAAGCUCAGAUGAUAGUACAAUAAACCCUCAAACAAAUCAACAAAAUUGUAAAAAAGGUAAGAAGAAAAAUAUACCUAUGCAUAAUAACCAAGAUGAUCCCAGUUUUUCUUUUUCCGAAUUCAGUGAUAAUAAUGAUUUCUCAGAUAAUACAGAAAAAGAAAGAGAGAGAAAAAAAAAAGGAAAAAAAAAAAAAAAAAUGUCCGAACAUAUAUAUUUUGAUAUUAAAAAGCUAGAAAAAAUUUAUAAAGAAAAACAUCAAGAACUAAUAAAAAAAAAAAAAAAUAAUAACUUAAGUGUUAUUGUUAUAAGUGAUAUGGACUUAACAAAUUUUGAUACUUCUUUAACAAGAGCAGGAAGAUUUUUUCAUUAUAUAAAUUAUCGUUCAUUCUGCUAA
Messenger RNA from Plasmodium vinckei vinckei, 1896 nucleotides. RefSeq names its product conserved Plasmodium protein, unknown function. Bases 1 to 1896 code for a protein of 631 amino acids. The transcript has a single exon. The record is from RefSeq and is a predicted model, not a curated record. Lineage: Eukaryota; Apicomplexa; Aconoidasida; Haemosporida; Plasmodiidae.